Molecule: messenger RNA, 1638 nt
Organism: Ustilago hordei
Lineage: Eukaryota; Fungi; Basidiomycota; Ustilaginomycetes; Ustilaginales; Ustilaginaceae
Exons: 4
Coding region: 1-1638 (545 amino acids)
Biological process (GO): protein localization to cell surface; attachment of GPI anchor to protein
Cellular component (GO): membrane; GPI-anchor transamidase complex
Source: RefSeq, a predicted model, not a curated record
AUGGCGGCGACAGCCAAAGUGCCGGGAGCCGGAAAGGACAUGACGACCCGAGAGCUACAGCCGUCCAAGUCGCUAUUCUAUCUCACUUUGAUAGGAGCUAUGCUGUUCCGACUCGGACUCUUCCUUUACACUGAUGCCUUCGAGCUCUUGCAAGAUCGACCGGAGCUGACUUCGCCGUUCAGCAGCUUCAAGUCGCUUGUUGAGACGCACUACCUCUUCCGACACCCGCCAACACCCGUCUCGACCUUAUCUCCGCAUUACAUCCCUGAUCCUUACUCAGCAGGUACGAUCCACCACUCGCCGCUACUUCUUCCGAUCCUCCAUCAUGCGCUCGAGCGCCUUUACUCGGUUGGGGAUGAAUUGCCGAUCGCACUCGUGUGGAUAGCGGCAGACGCGAUUGCAGGGUGGCUUCUCUUCCGCAUCUGCCUUUCCCGCGAAUCGGCUGCAUGGGCCAAGAAGACACAUCUUUUCAUCUGGGAUCAGAGCAGAGCCGUCAAGGUUGCCGCUAUCUAUCUUUUCAACCCUUUCACCAUCGCUACCUGUGCUGCUAGAAGCUCCACCUCUCUCGAAGUGGCUGCUUUGCUCGCUGCAGUCGACGCGGCCAUGUCAGGCUCCGCAACCAAGCUCGCACCGUGUUGGGCGGCGUCGUCGCUGCUAUCAUUGUACCCUGCGUUGCUCUUUCCUAUGCUGGUGCAGCUCUGUCGCAAAAGAGCAGGGGAGCUCAUCUACGAACGCGAAAUUGCUCGCGUUGGCAAGAAUGCCUUGACAACAGAUGCAAAGACUGCACGACAACUUGGAUUCUUGGUCGAUCGAGUUCGAUCUGCCAAGAGCCGCACGAUCCUCAAAGGCCUUGUUCUCAUGCCAACAGCACUUGCUGGUGGUUUCUGGAUCUCACGCGCCAUUGCACUCAGUCCAGGCAGCGCUUCGAUCGGCUCGCUCUUGCUCAACCUACCCAACGUACUCUCCAUACCGCUCGACAGCGGCUGGGCAUGGGCAGAACAAGUUUACGGCCUGAUGCUCUUUGCGACCGAUCUCACACCCAACUUGGGUUUGUGGUGGUACUUUUUCAUGGAGAUCUUUGAUCAUUUCCGUGACUUUUUCCUCCUCACCUUCAACGUCCAUCUGGCCUGCUACGUGUUGCCCUUUUCGAUCAAGUAUCGACAAGACCCUUUAUUUGGCCUCACGUUGAUGAGCGGUGUGAUCGCCGUCUUCAAAAGUUAUCCCACGGUGGGAGACCAUGCCGUCUUCCUUGGGCUGCUUAGCCUACAUAGCCAGAUCUUCGAAUAUCUACGAUACCCGCUGGUGACGGUGCUGACGUACGCCUACUGCAUGUGCCUGGCCCCUGCCUUCCAUCAUAUCUGGCUUGAGGCUGGUUCAGCCAACUCCAACUUCUUCUACGCCAUUACGUUGGUGUGGGGUUUGGGUGGAGGCAUGUUGGUGCUUGAUGCCAUGUGGGCAUGGGGACGCGAGCGCUGGGAAAGCGAAAGAACGCCCAUCCGUUUACGCGCCCAGCAGCGAGAGAUGGUCGUUGAUGCUGACGUCUCGGUCGAGACCAUAACGUCCGACGCGGACGUGUCUGCAGAGAGGGUAUCGGCAGAGAACGACAAGCCAAGAAGACGAGUCGUUGUACAAGUAUGA